AUGGAAAAGAGGCUAACCACCGCUCUACCAGCCACCAAUGUACCAGCCACCGCUCUACCACCCACCGCUCUACCACCCACCGCUCUACCACCCACCAAUGUACCAGCCACCGCUCUACCACCCACCGCUCUACCACCCACCGCUCUACCACCCACCGCUCUACCACCCACCGCUCUACCACCCACCAAUGUACCACCCACCAAUGUACCAGCCACCGCUCUACCACCCACCGCUCUACCACCCACCGCUCUACCAGCCACCAAUGUACCAGCCACCGCUCUACCACCCACCGCUCUACCACCCACCGCUCUACCACCCACCAAUGUACCAGCCACCGCUCUACCACCCACCGCUCUACCACCCACCGCACUACCACCCACCGCUCUACCAGCCACCAAUGUACCAGCCACCGCUCUACCGCCCACCGCUCUACCACCCACCGCUCUACCACCCACCGCUCUAAGACCCACCGCUCUACCAGCCACCAAUGUACCACCCACCGCUCUACCACCCACCAAUGUACCACCCACCAAUGUACCACCCACCAAAGUACCACCCACCAAUCUACCACCCACCAAUCUACCACCCACCAAUGUACCACCCACCAAUGUACCACCCACCAAUGUACCAGCCACCGCUCUACCACCCACCGCUCUACCACCCACCGCUCUACCACCCACCAAUGUACCAGCCACCGCUCUACCGCCCACCGCUCUACCACCCACCGCUCUACCACCCACCGCUCUACCACCCACCGCUCUACCACCCACCGCUCUACCACCCACCGCUCUACCAGCCACCAAUGUACCAGCCACCGCUCUACCACCCACCGCUCUACCACCCACCGCUCUAAGACCCACCGCUCUACCAGCCACCAAUGUACCAGCCACCGCUCUACCGCCCACCGCUCUACCACCCACCAAUGUACCAGCCACCGCUCUACCGCCCACCGCUCUACCACCCACCGCUCUACCACCCACCGCUCUACCACCCACCGCUCUAAGACCCACCGCUCUACCAGCCACCAAUGUACCACCCACCGCUCUACCACCCACCAAUGUACCACCCACCAAUGUACCACCCACCAAAGUACCACCCACCAAUCUACCACCCACCAAUCUACCACCCACCAAUGUACCACCCACCAAUGUACCACCCACCAAUGUACCACCCACCAAUGCACCACCCACCAAUGUACCACCCACCAAUGUACCAGCCACCGCUCUACCACCCACCGCUCUACCACCCACCAAUGUACCAGCCACCGCUCUACCGCCCACCGCUCUACCACCCACCGCUCUACCACCCACCGCUCUACCACCCACCGCUCUACCACCCACCGCUCUACCAGCCACCAAUGUACCAGCCACCGCUCUACCGCCCACCGCUCUACCACCCACCAAUGUACCAGCCACCGCUCUACCGCCCACCGCUCUACCACCCACCGCUCUACCACCCACCGCUCUACCACCCACCGCUCUACCACCCACCGCUCUACCACCCACCGCUCUACCACCCACCGCUCUACCACCCACCAAUGUACCAGCCACCGCUCUACCGCCCACCGCUCUACCACCCACCGCUCUACCACCCACCGCUCUACCACCCACCGCUCUACCACCCACCGCUCUACCACCCACCGCUCUACCACCCACCGCUCUACCACCCACCGCUCUACCACCCACCGCUCUACCACCCACCAAUGUACCAGCCACCGCUCUACCACCCACCGCUCUACCACCCACCGCUCUACCACCCACCGCUCUACCACCCACCGCUCUACCACCCACCAAUGUACCACCCACCAAUGUACCACCCACCAAUGUACCACCCACCAAUGUACCAGCCACCGCUCUACCAGCCACCAAUGUACCAGCCACCAAUGUACCAGCCACCGCUCUACCACCCACCGCUCUACCACCCACCGCUCUACCACCCACCAAUGUACCAGCCACCGCUCUACCACCCACCGCUCUACCACCCACCGCUCUACCACCCACCGCUCUACCACCCACCGCUCUACCACCCACCGCUCUACCACCCACCGCUCUAAGACCCACCGCUCUACCAGCCACCAAUGUACCACCCACCGCUCUACCACCCACCAAUGUACCAGCCACCGCUCUACCACCCACCGCUCUACCACCCACCGCUCUACCACCCACCAAUGUACCAGCCACCGCUCUACCGCCCACCGCUCUACCACCCACCGCUCUACCACCCACCGCUCUACCACCCACCGCUCUACCACCCACCGCUCUACCACCCACCGCUCUACCAGCCACCAAUGUACCAGCCACCGCUCUACCACCCACCGCUCUACCACCCACCGCUCUAAGACCCACCGCUCUACCAGCCACCAAUGUACCAGCCACCGCUCUACCGCCCACCGCUCUACCACCCACCAAUGUACCAGCCACCGCUCUACCGCCCACCGCUCUACCACCCACCAAUGUACCAGCCACCGCUCUACCACCCACCGCUCUAAGACCCACCGCUCUACCAGCCACCAAUGUACCACCCACCGCUCUACCACCCACCAAUGUACCACCCACCAAUGUACCACCCACCAAAGUACCACCCACCAAUCUACCACCCACCAAUCUACCACCCACCAAUGUACCACCCACCAAUGUACCACCCACCAAUGUACCACCCACCAAUGUACCACCCACCAAUGUACCACCCACCAAUGUACCAGCCACCGCUCUACCACCCACCGCUCUACCACCCACCAAUGUACCAGCCACCGCUCUACCGCCCACCGCUCUACCACCCACCGCUCUACCACCCACCGCUCUACCACCCACCGCUCUACCACCCACCGCUCUACCACCCACCGCUCUACCAGCCACCAAUGUACCAGCCACCAAUGUACCAGCCACCGCUCUACCACCCACCGCUCUACCACCCACCGCUCUACCACCCACCGCUCUAAGACCCACCCGCUCUACCAGCCACCAAUCCACCGCUCUACCGCCCACCGCUCUACCACCCACCGCUCUACCACCCACCGCUCUAAGACCCACCGCUCUACCAGCCACCAAUGUACCAGCCACCGCUCUACCGCCCACCGCUCUACCACCCACCAAUGUACCAGCCACCGCUCUACCGCCCACCGCUCUACCACCCACCGCUCUACCACCCACCGCUCUACCACCCACCGCUCUACCACCCACCGCUCUACCACCCACCGCUCUACCACCCACCGCUCUACCACCCACCAAUGUACCAGCCACCGCUCUACCGCCCACCGCUCUACCACCCACCGCUCUACCACCCACCGCUCUACCACCCACCGCUCUACCACCCACCGCUCUACCACCCACCGCUCUACCACCCACCGCUCUACCGCCCACCGCUCUACCGCCCACCGCUCUACCACCCACCGCUCUACCACCCACCGCUCUACCACCCACCGCUCUACCACCCACCGCUCUACCACCCACCGCUCUACCACCCACCAAUGUACCACCCACCAAUGUACCACCCACCAAUGUACCAGCCACCGCUCUACCACCCACCGCUCUACCACCCACCGCUCUACCAGCCACCAAUGUACCACCCGCCAAUGUACCACCCACCAAUGUACCACCCACCGCUCUACCGGCCACCGCUCUACCGGCCACCGCUCUACCGGCCACCGCUCUACCACCCACCGCUCUACAACCCACCAAUGUACCAGCCACCGCUCUACCACCCACCAAUGUACCAACCACCGCUCUACCACCCACCAAUGUACCACCCACCGCUCUACCGGCCACCGCUCUACCGGCCACCGCUCUACCGGCCACCGCUCUACCGGCCACCGCUCUACCACCCACCGCUCUACCACCCACCAAUGUACCACCCACCGCUCUACCGGCCACCGCUCUACCGGCCACCGCUCUACCGGCCACCGCUCUACCGGCCACCGCUCUACCACCCACCGCUCUACCACCCACCAAUGUACCACCCACCAAUGUACCAGCCACCAAUGUACCAGCCACCGCUCUACCACCCACCGCUCUACCACCCACCGCUCUACCAGCCACCAAUGUACCACCCGCCAAUGUACCACCCACCAAUGUACCACCCACCGCUCUACCACCCACCGCUCUACCACCGACCAAUGUACCAGCCACCGCUCUACCAGCCACCAAUGUACCACCCGCCAAUGUACCACCCACCAAUGUACCACCCACCGCUCUACCACCCACCGCUCUACCACCGACCAAUGUACCAGCCACCGCUCUACCACCCACCAAUGUACCAACCACCGCUCUACCACCCACCAAUGUACCACCCACCGCUCUACCACCCACCGCUCUACCACCCACCGCUCUACCACCCACCAAUGUACCAGCCACCGCUCUACCGCCCACCGCUCUACCACCCAGCGCUCUACCACCCACCGCUCUACCACCCACCGCUCUACCACCCACCGCUCUACCGGCCACCGAUGUACCAGCCACCGAUGUACCAGCCACCGAUGUACCAGCCACCGAUGUACCAGCCACCGAUGUACAUUGUUUUAACUAUAAGAAACAGAAAGCGAAAGCUACA
This is a messenger RNA of Mesorhabditis belari, 4545 nucleotides long. NCBI's taxonomy places the organism in Eukaryota, Metazoa, Nematoda, Chromadorea, Rhabditida, Rhabditidae. The record is from the annotation of a GenBank genome assembly.